UAGUGCUAAUUAUACCCAGAUCGCCAGAUGUCUGAUGAAACAGAGUUGGGAUUUAUGACCCCAAUUCUCAAAGCAUCUCAGACUUGAGCAACUUGUUUUAAAUAAUAGAUAUCAGAACUAUCUACCUACUGCCAGUCACCAGAUUUCAAGAAAUGCAUUCAUCAGUGGAAUCUGCAGAAAAAAUUCCUGCUUUCCUCUACAAACUAUGGAAACUGGUGGAAGACGAAAAUACAGAUCAUCUCAUUCGCUGGGGAGAAGAUGGGAAGAGCUUCCUGUUAUGCAGUCAGGGGCAGUUCAGCCGGGAGCUGCUGCCGCUGUACUACAAACACAACAACAUGGCCAGCUUUGUGAGGCAACUCAACAUGUAUGGCUUCAGGAAGGUGCCCAGCAUGGAAGGAGGGGGACUGCGGCUUGACAGGGAUGAGAUGGAAUUUGCACAUCCUUAUUUUGUACGGGGCGAAGAGCACAACUUGGAGCUCAUAAAAAGAAAAAUGUCAACACGAAUGCCUGGUGGAGGUGCUAUGGCUAUGGAAGACCCCCGCCUGACUGACGUCAUGACAGAAGUGGUAGCGCUCAGACAGAAGCAAGAGUCAGUUAUGACUCAGAUCAACACUCUCAAGCAGGAGAACCAAAUAGUCUGGGCCAAGUAUUCACAACUUCAUGAUAAAUUCAAUAAGCAACAGAACAUCAUCAAUAAGUUGAUGCGCUUCCUUAUGAGUAUGAUGAAGACCACACAGCUGAGCCGCACAGCACGCAAGCUGCCCCACCUUGCCAACCCUGCCCUGUACACCACCGCACACAACAUCAUGCCCGCACUCACGCAUGGCACAAGUCCUCUGUCAGAUGGCCCCGUAAUUCACGAGGUGGUGGAUGAAUUACCUGACAUUGGUGUUGUGCCCAACCAAGUCUUAAAAACCACAUCAGGGAACUCUAGGAUAUCUUCUUCCUCCACCUCCUCCAACAACGUGGUGCUUCACGCAGCACCUGCCACUACACAAGUCAUCCGCAUGAUGCCCCAAACGGUGCCCGAUGCUAGCCUGCUCGAUUCAACGGCAACGGGGAUUACAAUACCGAACGACCAGGUUUUGUCUGCAGGCUCCGCGAAUCAACGUUUCAUGCUGUCACCUCGUGGCGUCAUCCUUAACACGGAUGGAACUCCGGUGGAUACUGACCUCUUGCUCAAUGAGCCUUCUUAUGAACCCUAUACGUCACCCCAACCGAUUGUUGAGAGCCCUAAGGGAACCAUUCUGUCGUCAGUGAAUGGCCAGUCAGCAAACAUUAAAACCGAGCGUUUACAAGAUGUUGCUGAAAUUGGCGUUGCCAUACCUCAAAACAAUCGUCUCGUGACAUCGAGCUCUCCUCAAGUGGUCAUAGGAAAUGGAUCUAAUAUAACUUCCACGAACUUAGAGGUGAAGCCUAAGAUUAUAAGUGUUGUAAGAUCGACUAAAGACGGGACUGGUGUUGGAAGAGGCACGGUCACCUACACUCUACGCCCCAACAGCACUCUCAUCAGGAACACACCUGUAUCAAAUUUAGCCCCUGCGACAGUGCCAGACUCUUCAGGUCUCAACACCUUCAAUACGCCGGUUGUGGUAAGCGGCGGCGUUGGCCUCAAGCAAGACAUGCCAAACGCGCGCUCUGACAGAACACAGAACGUCAUCACAAAUGUCACCGUGAUUCCUGCCGACUCCGCACCUCGCAUCAGUAACCCUAUUAAAGUUCCUGAUAAAGUUCUCACAACUAAUAACAACGCAGCAGGAAUGUCGAAAAAAUUUAAAGGCAAGGAAAGCAGCAUGCAAACCUUACCUGGACCGUACAUUUUAACUCGUACCAUCGGCAAUAAAAACACUCCCAGCAACAGCAGUAACAGCGCUGGUGGUGUGGUCGGUCAGACCAUCCCGACAAACAGCGCCGUGAAGAGAAGUGUUGGAGGCGCUAGUGUGUCGAUGGCUGGGCGUCGCUCUACUGUAAAGGAUUUAGGUGAAGAGAGCAAUCGGACGGAAGAUGUGCCUUUGUUUAAAGUGGUGCGCAAGAACCCUGUACCGCAACAGCAGCAGCAGCAGAAAGAUACCGAAGUUGAGAAUACCCUGGCUACGGCACUCAAUGCUGCUGUCUCCACUCCCACUCAUACCAACGAAGUCACUGAUGUAGUUCCCGCUCAUAACAACGUGUGUAGAGACACAAGUGGGUUGGAGACGAUGAGCCAACUCGCUCCUUCUGACUCCCUUGACUUGAUUCUAGCCAAUGACGAGACCUCCAUCGCCAUACCGUCUGAGGCGGCCGCCGGCUCGUCGUGUUUGUCACCCAGAGACCAGGUGAUGAAGGAUCUGGACGAAAUGCAGGUGACGGUCGACAAUCUGCAGGAAUACUUCAAGCAGGGUAACAUCCCCUGCGAGCCGCAGCUCUUCAACAGGAUUUUCAACCCCGACUUACCAUUUUCGGAUUUGGACUUCAUGACCGACAUCGACCUACUAUCGUCGAUGUACGAGAUGUCAGGUGGAAAUGAUGCGAGUAACGGACAGCAGCUGUCUGUGUACAACCCCAACACUUCGGUGGAUCUCACCGAACUCGUCGACUCGCCCACUGAGAACGACGACCUGCCUGAGGAGUCCUUUGCCAUGGCCACUCUAGACCCCGACCUCAUCAACACCCCUAAAGUCGACAUGUGAGCUGCGUCCAUCAUCCUUGUCAUUAUAGUAUGGUAAUUAAAAUAAAAAUAAUUAUAAUGUGGUGAAUUU
Hyalella azteca is the source of this 2738-nucleotide messenger RNA. It is a transcript of the gene Hsf, whose product is annotated as heat shock factor protein 1. The transcript is spliced from 12 exons. Lineage: Eukaryota; Metazoa; Arthropoda; Malacostraca; Amphipoda; Hyalellidae. The record is from RefSeq and is a predicted model, not a curated record. Bases 153 to 2669 code for a protein of 838 amino acids. Gene Ontology annotation, molecular function: sequence-specific DNA binding; DNA-binding transcription factor activity. Gene Ontology annotation, biological process: regulation of DNA-templated transcription.